AUGUCUGCUUUAAUUGUUGUCGAUCUACAGGAGGAUUUCAUCAACGGCUCACUUGCUGUGAAAGAUGCCAAUUCCAUUAUCCAACCAAUCAUCAAACUCCUUGAUCUCAACUGGGACUGCGUCAUAGCAACGAAGGAUUGGCACCCACAAAAUCAUACUUCCUUUGCCUCAAACCACCAGGUGGCUCCAUUCACUGAGUUGGAGUUUGUAAACCCGGACAACGGUGCUGAAACUAAGUUGCAGACCGUAUGGCCGGACCACUGUGUACAAGGUACUGACGGUGCUAAAUUAGAUCCCGACCUUGAAGAAAAGUUGGAUAUCUUGUUGCCACCAACUACUGCUAAAAUUGUUACUAAGGGCUCGCUCAAGGAUAGAGAGUACUACUCUUGUUUCAGAGACUGCUGGAAACUAGACAAUACAGACUUGAAGGAUUACUUAAAGGGGAAGGGUGUCACAAGAGUGGUCCUCGUAGGAUUGGCUUAUGACUAUUGUGUACUUAAUUCUGCUGUAGAUGCGCUGGAAUUCGGAUUCUAUACUUACGUACUUAAAGACUAUACAAGGAGCGUAUAUCCUGAGAAAGACGGAGAGACUGACGCAAAGUACAAGUCAUCUGGAGUGAAAUUGAUAAGCUUUGAUGAGCUCCAUUCAAUGGGCCUUGAUGUCCCCAUCACUAAUUGUUGA
Molecule: messenger RNA, 681 nt
Organism: Dujonia railenensis
Lineage: Eukaryota; Fungi; Ascomycota; Pichiomycetes; Serinales; Debaryomycetaceae
Source: the annotation of a GenBank genome assembly